Prorocentrum cordatum is the source of this 629-nucleotide messenger RNA. Lineage: Eukaryota; Dinophyceae; Prorocentrales; Prorocentraceae. The record is from the annotation of a GenBank genome assembly.
GUGAUGACGAGGGUGUAGACCAGUACAAGAAGGGUGGCUACCACGUUGUGAACAUCGGGGAGGUUUACAACAGCCGCUACCGGGUCGUCGCGAAGCUGGGCUGGGGCCACUUCUCGACCGUAUGGCUGUGCGAGGACACCAGUUUCGGGCGCUACGUAGCCAUGAAGGUGCAGAAGAGCGCACCACAUUACACCGAGGCUGCCUACGACGAGAUCAAGCUGCUGUGGGAGGCGGCCAAGCGGGGCAACUCGCCAGAGUGGGAGGCCUCCCAGCAGGGGCCCAUCCUGAGGGAGCUGCUGCCGACGAGCCCCUUCACGGGUGUCGUGACACUGAUCGACUACUUCACGCACUACGGGCCGAACGGCCAGCACGUGUGCAUGAUCUUCGAGACCAUGGGCCCCAAUGUCUUGGCGCUCAUCAAGCGGUUCAGCUUCAAGGGCAUCCCGCUGGACAUCGUGAGGAAGGUGGCCGCGCACACGCUCAUCGGCCUGGACUACCUGCACCGAGUCUGUGGCAUCAUCCAUACAGACUUGAAGCCUGAGAACGUGCUCGUCUCGUGCCCCAGGGGUGUGCCGGUGAACAAGCAGGGCGUCCCCCUCGUCGGGCACGUCGACCCUGGGGUGCGCGCC